Molecule: messenger RNA, 2249 nt
Organism: Gossypium arboreum
Lineage: Eukaryota; Viridiplantae; Streptophyta; Magnoliopsida; Malvales; Malvaceae
Exons: 6
Coding region: 705-1811 (368 amino acids)
Biological process (GO): amino acid transmembrane transport
Source: RefSeq, a predicted model, not a curated record
UUUCACCACACUCCGUUCUUCCAUGGAUACCACCAAGUGCAUGACUUCAUCCUCUUCCCUCACACUCAAAGCCCACAUAAAAAAUGCAACCAUAAUCUCCAAGUCUCCAAAUCUUCACCAAAAAAGAGAUAUAUUUUGCCUCAAUAUCAAGAUGUAUGUAUGACAUUAACUUUCUUUUUGGUACCUUUUCAUUUAAAGUUUCCUAUAUAUAUGAUCAUCUGUUUCCUUAUCCAUGUUUUGGGGGUUGGUUUUAGCAGCACGAAACAUCCAUAUGGUUGUCAAUAUCUGCAAAAGAAGAAAAACCCAUGGAGGACUCACAAAAUUUAUGUGACAAAAGAGGGAGAAAGUGUUAUCAAUGAAGCUAGAAAAAAAGGAACCAUAGCAGGAGCUGUUGCUCUUAUUGUUGGCACUAGUAUUGGUUCUGGGAUUCUUGCACUCCCACAGAAGGCCUCUCCUGCUGUAAAUUGCUUUCAAUAGAUAUUGAGUUUUUUUUUACCUUUUGGUGACUGGGUAAUUAAUGAAGUUUUAAACUUCUUUUUACACUGCUGGGUGUGGUUCCAAGUUCAAUAUCCUUGGUAGUUUGCUGGGCGUUUUUGCUAAUUGAAGCACUUUUACUCAUUGAAAUAAAUGUUGGUUUACAAAGGAAGAGGAAGAAGGAGGAGGAGGAAGAAGAGGGUGAAUUGGAGGUCAUUUCCAUAAGGACAAUGGCACAAGAGACACUUGGUGAUUGGGGUGGAAAUUUGGCCACUGUUAGCUAUGUUUUCUUGGGUUACACUUCAAUGAUUGCCUAUAGUUCCAAGUCUGGAGAGAUCCUUUUCCAUUUGAUCAAUUUUCCUGAACCAGCUUCCGGUUUCCUAUUCACUGCACUUUUCACAUUUCUCAUCUCUGUUGGUGGAACACAAGUCACUGAUCAAGUGAACCAAUGGCUCACUGUUUCCAUGAUAGGCUUAUUAAUGGCAAUUGAAGUUGUAGCAGUUAUGUUAGGAGGAUGGUCAGGCCUGGAGGGAAAUGGUGAUUGGGGGAAAGUUCCAGCAACCAUUCCUGUCAUUAUAUUUUCAUUGGUAUACCAUGAUGUUGCACCGGUCCUUUGUGCUUAUUUAGGUAGUGACCUUAUUCGAUUAAGGGCUUCGGUUUUGCUUGGCAGCCUUGUUCCCUUGUUGGCAUUGCUUGUUUGGGAUGCUAUUGCACUUGGCAUUUCAACACAAACUGACCAAGUUGUUGAUCCUGUUGAGCUGCUUAUGGGGUAUGUCAAAUACAUAGAUUCUACAUGUCACAUUUGCAAAAUCCCCUCGGUAGAAGAACAUUAUGUUAGGGUAAAAUGGAGUGGAGUUUCAUUUAUGGUAGAAGCAUUUUCACUUCUGGCCGUGGGAACAUCAAUGAUUGGCACUCUCCUCAGUUUUUCAGAGUUCUUUAAGGAGCAGCUUAAGAACCUGUCAUGGCAUGCUUCUUCGAUAAAGGCAUUGGCAUUGGAUGACCUACAGCAGGAACCAGACAAACUGACAAAUUGGUGGGGAAGAAAUAAAACCGGGUUCACAGCAAUGGCAAUGGUGGUAACUCCAACACUAAUAGUUUCAACAACAGUUCCAGAAGCAUUCUCUGCUGCUACAGAUAUUGCAGGGGGUUAUUGCAUGACUAUGCUUUAUGGAGUUCUUCCACCAGCGAUGGCUUGGGCCAUGGGGAACAGAGAAGGUGAGGGUUCUAACCAGAAGGGAUUAACAAUGGCUUGGCCUGCAAUUUGUGGAGUUGGAUUAUUUGCCUGUGGCUUAGUGGUGGAGCAAAUUUUACAGGAUUUAUUGGCAUUGCAAUUCUGAGAAAAAGGAUAAACAUGUCUGUAUUUAACUAUUAUUCCAGAAACUAAAUUAGCAAAAGUUGAGGUUGAGAUUAGGAGAGAGACAAAAUGAAUCCAUUAAACAAUAUUGAGCUGAGAUCAAGACUCAUCAAGAAUUCAGAUCAAGUUCCAAGAAAUACUAAGAGAAACCAUUUCUAGAAGGCACACAUUGGAGUUUAUUUCAGAACAGGAACAUGGCACAAACAAAAAUAACAACAAAUCAUAAAAUAAUGACAUAAAAUUGUUCCUAAGCAUGAGCUCUGAGUUUUGGGAAUUGAUAGAAUGUUGUAGAAAAUUAAACCAUCAGUCUUCAUGGAAGACCCCCUAGUUCCUCACAGUUGUCACAUUCUUCAAAAGCAUCUGUACAACAUCAUGAGAUAUCCUUGCAGCUUCGUUUUUCAAGUGAUUGAUCUUUGCAUCU